Messenger RNA from Oreochromis niloticus (Nile tilapia), 1992 nucleotides. It is a transcript of the gene st13, whose product is annotated as ST13 Hsp70 interacting protein. The record is from RefSeq and is a predicted model, not a curated record. The transcript has 13 exons. The coding region runs from base 227 to 1324 and encodes 365 amino acids. Lineage: Eukaryota; Metazoa; Chordata; Actinopteri; Cichliformes; Cichlidae. Gene Ontology annotation, molecular function: protein dimerization activity; Hsp70 protein binding.
GCUAACGACGUUAUUAUGCGUCAAACGGCCACCGCGUCACAGAUGAAUUCAUAUUUCUAGAAACUUCUGACCUACGACCCCUGAAAAUACUCGUAGUCAUUGCGUAGUUGGUUCGCUUGUAAAGCUUCAGUAGCGCUUGUUGCUGGUUUUAUAUUGAACUGUGGAGCUGGUCACUGCGCACGCUCAUUCAAUCCUUAGCUCCGUCUGGUGGACGUGAAAUUGCAGCAUGGACCCACGGAAAGUGGCCGAGCUGAAGGGCUUCGUGCAGUUGUGCGAGGGUAAUCCCGGGAUCCUGCACCUUCCAGAGAUGGGCUUCUUCCGGACGUGGCUGCUAAACAUGGGUGCAACAAUCCCUCCACCACCCAAGACAAGUGACUCAUGCCAGGGUGGCUGUCCCUGUGGCCCUCCACCCACCGCAGCGUCACCUCCUGAGCCUGAGCCUGCGCCUGCUGUGCCGUCUGAGAGUGAGGAGAGUGAAAUCGAAAUCGACAGAGAGGGAGUGAUCGAGCCAGACACUGAUGACCCGCAGGAAAUGGGCGAGCUUCAAGACACUGAGGUCACAGAGGAAAUGAUGGACCAGGCCAAUGAGAAGAAGAUGGAGGCCAUUAACGCUCUAGGAGAAGGUGAUCUGCAGAAAGCUCUGGAUCUUUUCACUGAAGCCAUCAAGCUGAACCCCUGCCUUGGCAUCCUCUAUGCCAAGAGAGCAAGUGUCUACAUCCAGAUGCAGAAACCCAACGCAGCCAUAAGAGACUGUGACAGAGCCAUCAGCAUCAAUCCAGACUCUGCACAGCCUUACAAGUGGAGGGGGAAAGCUCACAGGCUGCUGGGACACUGGGAGGAGGCAGCCAGGGACCUGGCCACAGCCUGUAAACUGGACUAUGAUGAGGAUGCCAGUGCAAUGCUGAAGGAGGUCCAGCCAAAGGCCAACAAAAUCAUAGAGCACAGACGCAAAUAUGAGCGCAAGAGAGAAGAGAAGGAGAUCAAAGAGAAGCAAGAGCGGAUAAAGAAAGCCAGAGAGGAGCAUGCACGGGCUCAGAGGGAAGAGGAAGCACGACAGGCCGGAGGAGGAUUCUUCCCAGCAGGUCCGGGUGGAUUCCCAGGCGGAUUCCCAGGUGGAGCUGGAGCUGGUCCCGGCAUGGCUGGUCUAGGUGAACUCCUGAAGGAUCCUGAGCUCCUCAAUGCCAUGAAGGACCCUGAGGUGAUGGCCGCCUUCCAGGAUGUCGCCCAGAACCCGGCCAACAUUGCCAAGUAUCAGAACAACCCCAAAAUCAUGGCCCUCGUCACCAAGCUGAGCUCUAAAUUUGGAGCUCCUCCACAGCCAUAGACAGGACGGGACCGAAAUGGGAGAGAAGAACGAGUGGAUACGUGGUGAAACAAUCUGGAGAGCAAAGCUUUUCAACAAUUAUUCACUGUGUGUAGUUCAAACAGGGGAGCAGGUGACGGGUUAACUGGCAUGGUGUAGAGGAAGGUUGGCAACUUUUUUUUUUUUAUGUUCUUAAUCAGCCUGUUAGCACUUAGCAACAUGUCAACAAAGCAGCCCGGUGGUUAGGAGUCAGGUCUGAUACUUAUACACCCCGUCCAGCACUUCUCAGCUGGGAAUUCACUUAAGCCACAGGUUGACGUUUUCUAACCUGCGUCAUGAACAGCCAAACCAGGAGCCUCCUGCAUUAAGACGCUAGCUUAGAAACAUUUCUACAGCCGUUUAAUACUCACUAUGAUCUAGCUACUGGUUUCUUUCUUUCUGUUGACGGAGCUGAACUCACACCACUGCGGGCCCUUCUUGUUAUCAGACAUAUUAUUAUAAAAAGUAUUGAACAUGUUUGACCCUGUUGGAAAAAUAAUUCACAAAAAUAAAAGCUCUGUUCCUGCAAAUCAGGUUUGAUCUGCAUUUCUAGUUCUGUUUCCCUUUAAAUGUCAUGUGUAAAAGAGUUCACUCAUUUUUAUUUUGACUUCAGUUUUCCUGUGAUAAUUAAACUGGAAAGAAUCAGAAAA